AUGCGGCUUAGAGAAACACUCCUUCUCGGAGUUGCCUCGGCAAACGAGUGGAGCUCCAAAUGGAACCCAUGGAACUGUCCCUCCUCCUGCAAAGAACAACUCACCAACUUUGCGUACGAGUGCGACAACAACACCCCUUUGCUGGAGGACUAUCUUAACGAGAGUUGCUCAGUCAAUGAUUACAACUCACCGACGACUGGCACUGGCGAAACUGGAACGUCUUGUUACAUCUGCCCAUGCAAGAAGAUGCCUUUCGUACAAUGCUCUCGAGAUCUCAACAAUUUGAUUGCAACAACCGAAGGCCAGCAAUGCUUUGGAAGCGUCGGCGAUGGAGUUUGCUCUUGUACCAAAAGCAUUGAGAAUGAAUCCGACACUGAGGCUAAGUGCAUCUCUGGUGUGAGCUGUUUCUAUGACGUGCUUAAAAUGGACAACCGGGCCGGAUAUUCGUGCAAUGCAAUUACUUCCGACUUUGAUCUCGUCCAAAGCAAAGUCAACUUUGCCACUGACUGCAGUCAGAAUCUCAUUGGUCACAUCGAGGGCUACGAUGGAGAUCCAAACUACUAUCGACCAACUGCCAACGAUCCGUUCCCUGAGCGCAACGCUGCUACCAUUGCUGGUGCCGGUCGCCAUUUGACUCAUCACGUUGACUACCAUCGAGAGAUUUUCAGCAGACGCAACACAGAAGACGAGCUCAACGAUCUGCCAGGACCUGUCGACGCGCAAGAGUUUUGGUACGGAAUCGUUCGAUCUUCGGGCGUCACUGAUGAUAUCCUUCACACCACCGAUAACACCCUGCAAAAUCUCCGUGGUAAGGUUUCCAGUGCAUAUGCUUCCCUUCAGCGCUUGCGAAAGAUCAGAGAAGAAAAGUGCCCGGAUCGAGUAUGCCAAUGCGAACCAGGCUACAACUGGGAUCCGGUAAACAAAGAAUGUGUCAACUGUGGAUAUGGAUUUGAAUGGAACCCCGAGACCAAUGAAUGUGUCAAAUGCGAAGAGGGAUAUGAUCAAACAAAUGGCGUCUGUUACUAUUGCGAAGAUUACUACGAAUGGGUUGGAAUUUGUCGAAAAUGCUUAGAAGACUGGGAUCCCGAAACUAGAAAAUGUGUCUACUGCGAAGACGGACACGAAUGGGAUCCUGAUCUGAAGGAGUGUGUUGAAUGCCCCGAAGGUUGGAGUGAAAUCACUCGUGAUUGUGAGUUUUGCUACGGAAACAGCGACCUUGAGGACUUCUGGGACCCGGAAUUGGGCGAGUGUGUUUAUUGUCCACCUGGAUCUGAACACAAUUAUGACAACUACGGUGAAUGCGUUCGAUGUGAAGAGGGAUACGACCAACUUUCAAAAAGAUGCUACCUUUGCCCUCUUGGAUACUUCUGGAAUGGCAUCAUUUGUGUGAAAUGCCCAGAAGGAUAUGACGAGGACGGCUGUGUGUAUUGCGAGGACGGUUCUGUUUGGGAUCAGCAAGUUGAAGAAUGCUACGAGUGUCCAGAAUAUUGGGACCCUCUUUACAACGAGUGCAAAGAUUGUAAGGAUAUUUACGGCUCUGAGUCAUACUGGGAUCCAGUCGCUGAGUUGUGCGUCUACUGUCCUCUCAAUCAUGAACUAAAUUAUGAAACUGGCGAAUGUGAUCGUUGCGAGGAAGGCUGGAAUAGCGAGACAAGACGAUGUGUGUAUUGCGAUGAUGGAUACGAGUGGAAUGGAAUUGGAUGUAUCAAAUGUCCUGAAGGCUGGGAUCCGAUCUCUCGAGACUGCGUCUACUGCGACCCCUAUGAAUACUGGGACCCCAUUGAUGGACACUGCAAGGCAUGCCCAGAAGAUUGGGAUGAACUUUACGGUUGUGUUCCUUGCCCUGAUAACUCACUCUGGAAUCCGGAAACUCUCGAAUGCGAAGUGAUCAACACUGAUUGCGGAGAAGGAUACGAGUGGAAUGGCGUUGAGUGCGUCCCAUGUCCUGAAGAUUGGAAUGAAAUUGAUGGAUGUGUUCCGUGUCCAGAAGGAUUCCCCUGGAAUCCUAUCACCCAAGAGUGUCAGUACGACAAGAUCACCAAUAACAUUGAGACACUCCUUGUCAUUGGCGGGGAAGGCGAUUCGAAUCAAUAUGCUCAACGAACUGAUGCGUUCAUCUACUGCGCUAAUGAUACAAACGCAAAUCACGUCGACUUCAACCGAGAUGUCGUGACCAAUGCCUACCGAUCGGAUCUUAUUGCCAAUUCAGCGUCUCUUCGAGUUGACUACCGAUCUGAGCUUCAACGAUUGGUCUUUGGCGGUCGAUUCCAGCCGACUCAAGUAAGAUCCAUUUUCCCAAAAGGUCGACAUGGUGACUCUCGUGGCCUCCGAAUGGAACCGCUAAAUAUUGCUCUUGGAGAAGACUUCCAUGAAGGAUGGCUGAUUCCAUCAUCUACGAGCCCCGAUUAUAACGGAAAUUUGCAGAGCGAGUUCGGUAAAAUUCAACAUGAUGGUGUCACUUGUGCCGAUUAUACAGUCUGCGCCAGGCGCAACUUCCUCAUUGGUGGUGAGAUUACCGGCAACACCAAGAGUCAUUCUAUCUUGGAAUGGAAUGAGACUGGAUUCCUUCAAGGCCAAAAGAACCUCGUAAUCGGUCGUGCUAACACUGCAACUGUCUCCGGAAUGAACCAUCUAUGCAAUGGAGUCUUCAUCAUUGCUGGCGAAGGAAAUACCCAGGCUGGCGGUUCUGCGGAAUUCGGGUCAGUUACUGCUACAGAGUGUUUUGAUGGAACAAGCUCGAAGAUAAUUCCAGAGAUGGACAUAAGCAACAUCUUCUCGGGUCUUUAUCAGCACUCAGCUGUUAUUGUUCAAAAGGACGGCCAGACUGGUGAUGAUAUCUACGUCCUUGGAGGGAUCGCUUCUUCGCGAAACGGAGGUAGUUCGUCAAAUACUGAUAGAAUUAUCCGAUUCCGACACUUGGAAAACCAGUGGAUCAACGCUGGUCAGAUGCUGAGAAAGGUCGCUGGUCACAAAUCUUUCGUCACUUAUCCUAAGUCAAACGGCAUCGACAACUUCGGUGAUUUCAAUAUCUUCACUGUUGGUGGCGAAGGUGGCAAUGAUAUUCCGAUGCAGCGAUGCGACGAGUACGGAUACUGCUACAAGGUCGAAACUGAAACCUACAACAAUCGUCAUGAUCAUAGUAUUUUGGUUUUCCGAGCAAAUGAGUUCAACCUGAACGAUCUCCCAUUUUACGAAGAACACUGUCCCGAUCUGUGA
Molecule: messenger RNA, 3216 nt
Organism: Oikopleura dioica
Lineage: Eukaryota; Metazoa; Chordata; Appendicularia; Copelata; Oikopleuridae
Source: the annotation of a GenBank genome assembly